This is a messenger RNA of Ostrea edulis (European flat oyster), 2252 nucleotides long. RefSeq lists its product as uncharacterized. Lineage: Eukaryota; Metazoa; Mollusca; Bivalvia; Ostreida; Ostreidae. The transcript is spliced from 8 exons. The coding region runs from base 1 to 1830 and encodes 609 amino acids. The record is from RefSeq and is a predicted model, not a curated record.
AUGGAGGUUGCGCCUGGUUGUAACAUCUGUUUUGUUCACAUGAAGAAUUGUUCUUCAGAUUGCGUCACCUACACCCUAUAUAGUGCUGGUUAUAUCGGAAGUGAGCAAUACGCUCACCACGGGCGAUCACCCUAUGACGUAUGUAAGAUUCGCUGUACCAAUGACCCGGUAUGUAACGGCUUCAUCCACAACGCCGUGACUCGCGCCUGUAUUUUGGUGGAUUCCAGUAUACCAAUCCCUUACCCUACAAAUACUGACUUCUCCUUCAGCCGGAAAGAGUGUGAUAUUGGUUGUACACACUACUUUGCCUAUGAAAAUGAGUACAUCCUAUCCUGGGAGUCGUAUUACGACGUGUUAAAUGACACCAACGAAAAGGAAUGUGAACUCAGAUGUAACAACGACUCCAACUGUCGGGGCUACGCCGUCAAAGCAAAUGAGCAGCUAUGUGGCUUGGCAUUCGCAGCAAGAGAGCAGGACGUGGGCGUUUGUGUCACGUGUUCUGCUUUCUCUAAGCAGUGUCCAGUUGGGGAAUUCAAACGCGACAGAACAUCGUUAGAAGAUGAAGUCGGGUCUGGAAUCCCACUGGAUGCCACCGACGAAGGAAUGUGUAAGACAGUUUGGGAUCUGGUAUACUCUGAUAGGCGAAUUCAGGUGGAAGCACAGGCAUUAGGGAUUUCACAUGGAAACUACCCAGUGGACAGAAUUUCCUGUAGUGCCUCGACUUACACCACUUACAGCCGUCACCGUGAAGCAGCCUCCACAUUCUCCGUCUUUAACUCUUCCUAUGAUGACUGUCAGGACUCCUGCACAAAGGAUUCCUUUUGUCAGGGCUUUGCGUAUAAUUCUAAGACCCACACCUGUGCCCUGUCAGAGAGCUCACUACCAAAGUUUAUAAAUUGUGCUGUUUGUUCAUUCGCAGCAAAGGAAUGUUCAAAUAGAAGAAAUGUCUUUGUUUUUCGUUUAGACAGAUCGUCUAAUUAUUCCAUACAAUGCUCGUCUGUCUUUUCUGUUGUGGGACUGAAGAUGAUCGUGUCCACAGAAUACAAGAGUUACAACAAAACAAACUUCGCUACCUGCGAAAAGCUCUGUGUAGAAGACCCAAAGUGUAUCUCACUUCAUCACAAUUCAGAAAACAAUGAAUGUCAAUUGUCGAAAUCCAGUGUCUCGGCGCCCUCUGCCUGUGAAAACUGCACGUACUACGUCAGACAUUGUUUACCAGAUUGUAUUAUCGAAGGAUUUGGUCGUUUUUAUUGGUAUUUUUCUUUGACCCUAGCGUGCAGUUCAGUGGCGUAUGAAAUACAUGAUUUUGGAUACAUAAUGGAAACUACAAGAGCAGAUGCCGGCCAAAAUGUUUCUUUCGAGAAAUGCCAGCACCUAUGUAACAACGACACAUUUUGUUUUGGAUUUGCAUUCAAAUCUGAUACGGGACGAUGUGUGUUGUCAGAUUCCAGCCAUCCCACGUGGUAUCCAUCCGAUAUUACCUGCUCGUUUUCAAAGAAACUAUGCCUACCAGUACAACUAGCAAUAGAAGAAAUUGUCACCAAUGGCACUGUUAAAUGUGUCUGUGUGUGUACAGAAACAAAUAAGACGUUGGGGGAAAUCAUGUCCCAAAGAAAAAAGGCGUUAACGGUGGAUACAGAGAACCUCUCAUCUACAACACGGAAGUUCAUCAGCGCUCCGGACUUCCGUAUGACGUCACAAGCGAUAGGAGCAGUGGGGGCUUCCAUUUUGGGGUGUGUCAUGGCUGCGAUUGUGUUACCAGAUUUAUGUGUGACUGCUUACUAUGUGAUUCAUAUGAUUAAUAAGUGUAUACGAAAGAUAUCAACAUAAUGCUGCAUAAUAUAGGGUUAUAGGAUUUACAAUCUCACGAUAUACAUGUAGUGUAAAUAUUCCGUUACUAAAUGCUGAAAGAUUGUUUUGAAACGCGUGCAAUAUACAAUAAAUGGAUAUUUAGGGUUAUAGAAUUUACAAUCUCACGAUAUAUAUGUAGUGUAAAUAUCCCGUUACUAAACGCUGAAAGAUUGUAUUGAAAUCUGUGUAAUACAAACAAUAAGUGGAUAUUCAGGGUUAUAGAAUUUACAAUUUUAUUAUAUAUAUAGUGUAAAUAUCCCGUUACUAAAUGCUGCAAGAUUGUUUUGAAAUCUUGUGUAAUAUAAACAAUAAAUGGAUAUCUAGGGUUUUAGAACUUACAAUCUCACGAUAUAUAUGUAGUGUAAAUAUCCCAUUACUAAACGCUGAAAGAUUGUUUUGGA